Messenger RNA from Leguminivora glycinivorella, 1407 nucleotides. RefSeq names its product proteasomal ubiquitin receptor ADRM1 (gene Rpn13). Gene Ontology annotation, biological process: ubiquitin-dependent protein catabolic process. The record is from RefSeq and is a predicted model, not a curated record. The coding region runs from base 120 to 1286 and encodes 388 amino acids. The transcript is spliced from 7 exons. Gene Ontology annotation, molecular function: ubiquitin binding; proteasome binding; endopeptidase activator activity. Gene Ontology annotation, cellular component: nucleus; proteasome regulatory particle, lid subcomplex; cytoplasm. Lineage: Eukaryota; Metazoa; Arthropoda; Insecta; Lepidoptera; Tortricidae.
UGACAGUGACAUAAGAUAUGCAACGCAUCUUUCUUUACCCGUGUGAAAUUUUGUCGUAUCAUUCCUCCUAGAAUCUACUUUGUAUUCGAAUUGAAAACGCCAGUAAAUAGUAUUUAACUAUGUCUGCUACUGCAUUGUUUGGGAACACAUCGGCUCUUGGAGGGAGUUCCGGAGGAAAUAAGCAUCUAGUAGAGUUUCGUGCCGGUAGAAUGACCCUCAAAGGUCGGAUGGUGCACCCAGACAAAAGGAAGGGCCUGCUUUACGUUUACCAGGGUGAAGACUCCCUGAUGCAUUUCUGCUGGAAGGACCGUACUACUGGGGAAGUAGAAGAUGAUCUGCUGAUCUUUCCUGAUGAUUGCGAAUUUGCAAGAGUUAAUGAAUGCACUACUGGCCGAGUGUAUGUUUUGAAAUUCAAGUCAUUUUCUAAGAAGUAUUUCUUUUGGAUGCAGGAGCCCAAGACAGAUAAAGAUGAUGAGCUGUGCCGCCGCAUCAAUGAGGCACUGAACAACCCGCCCACAUCUGGCGGACGCGGAGGUGGCAGUGGCAGUGGUGCGCAGGACGGCGAGCUGCAGAACCUGCUUAACAACAUGUCUCAGCAACAGCUCAUGCAGCUUUUUGGCGGAGUCGGACAAAUUGGUGGACUAUCUUCUCUCCUAGGCACUAUGGGGAACAACAGCAGCAGCGGCACGGGCGGGUCGCGGUCGUCGGGCAGCGGCGGCAGCUCGCGCGGCGGCAGCGCGCCGCGCCCGCCGCGCGCCGCCACGCCGCCCACCGCCGCCGGCCAGCCGCGUAGUGGCCAAAUAUUCUUGUCCGAUUUGCAACGUUACUUUUCUGGUCUGGGCACGGCGCCGGAGGGGGCGGCCGGGGUGGGUGCGGGGGCGGGGUCGGCGCCGCGCGUGGACCUGGCGGCGGCGCUGGCCGAGCCCGACGUGCUGGCCGCCGCCGCCGCGCCGCCGCACGCCGCGCGCCUGCAGCCGCACCUGCCGCAGCAGGCGCAGGACGAUGUAAGGACCACCCUGCUCUGUCCGCAGUUCGCCCAGGCGGCGAACCAGUUCUCUUCAGCGCUGACUUCAGGCCAGAUGGGCCCCGUGAUGACGCAGUUCGGUCUCUCGCCCGAAGUCGCCUCGGCCGCCAACACCGGCGACAUGCAGGCCUUCUUCCGCGCCCUCGAGAACAACUCCUCCGCCACUUCAGAAUCCAAGUCCGAAGACAAGUCCGAGGACAAACCGAAAGAUGAGAAAAAUAACGACAAAAAAGAUGGCGACGCUGGCAUGUCGCUAGAUUGAUUCGUUGUAAUGUGAUGUGUGCUGCAAAUUAUUUACUUUCGGUUCAAUUUCGUAUAGUAUUUAGUAUUAAUUUGAUGUUCACUUCUCGCUUUCAAAAAUAAAAGAAUACCUAUUCGAUAAA